Molecule: messenger RNA, 1737 nt
Organism: Propithecus coquereli (Coquerel's sifaka)
Lineage: Eukaryota; Metazoa; Chordata; Mammalia; Primates; Indriidae
Gene: KLHL30
Product: kelch-like family member 30
Exons: 7
Coding region: 1-1737 (578 amino acids)
Molecular function (GO): protein binding
Source: RefSeq, a predicted model, not a curated record
AUGGUGCGGAAUGUGGACGACCUGGACUUCCACCUGCCCUCGCAUGCCCAGGACAUGCUGGAAGGCCUGCAGCGGCUGCGCUCUCAGCCCAAGCUGGCCGACGUCACGCUGCUGGUGGGUGGCCGGGAGCUGCCCUGUCACCGCAGCCUCCUGGCCCUGAGCAGCCCCUACUUCCACGCCAUGUUCACGGGCAACUUUGCAGAGAGCUUCUCCGCGCGCGUGGAGCUGCGGGACGUGGAGCCGGCCGUGGUGGGGCAGCUGGUGGACUUCGUGUACACGGGCCGGCUGACCGUCACCCAGAGCAACGUGGAGGCACUGACACGCACGGCCGCGCGCCUCCACUUCCCCGCCGUGCAGAAGGUCUGCGGCCGUUACCUGCAGCAGCAGCUGGACGCUGCCAACUGCCUGGGCAUCUGCGAGUUUGGGGAGCAGCAGGGGCUGCUGGGCGUGGCUGCCAAGGCCUGGGCCUUCCUGCGGGAGAACUUUGAGGCCGUGGCACGCGAGGACGAGUUCCUGCAGCUGCCCCGAGACCGGCUGGCCGCCUGUCUGGCCAGCGACCUGCUGCAGGUGCAGCCAGAGCAGAGCCGGCUCGAGGCCCUGCUGCGCUGGGUGCGCCAUGACCCGCCGGCCCGGGCCUCCCACCUGCCCGAGCUGCUGGGCCUGGUGCACCUGGACGCCAUGCCCGGGCCCUGCGUGCAGGAGCUGCUGGCCGCAGAGCCUCUGAUCCGGGAGUCGGAGGCAUGCAGGGCGGCCCUGGCCCAGGGCCACGGUGGGGUGCGGCCGGCCCUCCCGCAGAAGCUGGAGGAGGUUCUGGUGGUGGUGGGCGGGCGGGCGCUGGAGGAGGACGAGGCGGGUGAGGAGCCCGCCCCCCGCCCCGGGAACUUCACCUUCUACAACACCAAGGCCAAGAAGUGGACGGCGCUCCCAGACUUCCCCGACUACCACAAGUGGGGCUUCUCCCUGGCGGCCCUGAACAACGACAUCUAUGUCACAGGUGGCUCUCGGGGCACCGAGACGGACGCCUGGUCAACCACCCAGGCCUGGUGCUUCCCGCUGAAGGAGGCCACCUGGAAGCCCGUGGCGCCCAUGCUGAAGGCGCGCACCAACCACGCCAGCGCCGCGCUCAACGGGGAGAUCUACGCCAUCGGCGGCACCGCUCUGGACGCGGUGGAGGUCGAGAGCUACGACCCCUACACGGACAGCUGGACGCCGGUCAGCCCCGCCCUCAAGUACGUCAGCAACUUCGCCGCCGCCGGCUGCCGGGGCCGGCUCUACCUGGUGGGCUCCUGCGCCUGCAAGUACAACGCUCUGGCCCUGCAGUGCUACAACCCUGUCAUAGACGCGUGGAGCGUGAUCGCCUCGCCCUUCCUGCCCAAGUACCUGUCCUCGCCGCGCUGCGCCGCGCUGCACGGGGCACUCUACCUCAUCGGCGACAACACCAAGAAGGUCUACGUGUACGACCCCGGGGCCAACCUGUGGCAGAAGGUGCAGUCCCUGCACAGCCUGCACGAGAACGGCGCACUGGUGCCUCUGGGUGACGCGCUGUACGUGACAGGUGGCCGCUGGCAGGGCAUGGAGGGCGACUACCACGUGGAGAUGGAGGCCUACGACACCGUGCGGGACGCCUGGACGCGCCACGGCGCGCUGCCUCGCCUCUGGCUCUACCACGGGGCUUCCGCCGUCUUCCUGGACGUCUCCAAGUGGACCCAGCCCUCCAGCCCCGCCCAGGAGCACUAA